Molecule: messenger RNA, 1137 nt
Organism: Ogataea angusta
Lineage: Eukaryota; Fungi; Ascomycota; Pichiomycetes; Pichiales; Pichiaceae
Exons: 1
Coding region: 1-1137 (378 amino acids)
Biological process (GO): proteolysis
Molecular function (GO): metalloexopeptidase activity
Source: RefSeq, a predicted model, not a curated record
AUGAUUUUUGUGCUUUUUUUUAUUGGACUGGCAGCAGCGCUGCCACUGUUUGGCCACCAGUACCGUCUAAUUUCUCUGCAGCCCAAUGAGCUUACAAAGGUGACGGAGACCGAGUGGUGGCGGCUGAAGCAGCAGAACACGCAGUUUCUGGACCUCACCGCCCGGUAUCCCACAUUGCUGGAACCCAUGAGAGAAGGUCAAUCGGUCAGCAUUGCUCUGGAAAAACCCGUGGUAGUGUACAAUUAUCCCAAUGGGUCCGAGUUCCACCCGAAAGAGGUCAACGCGCUGCUCGCGGAUAUCGAUCCUUCCAAUAUCCACGGAACAUUGAAGGAGCUCAGCUCGUUCAAGUCACGGUAUUACCAGUCAGAAAAAUACCUGGACUCUUCCGUCUGGGUUUAUGGCAAGCUUGUGGGCUAUGCGAGUGGCAGAGAGAACUACAACUUGACCGUGGUCAAUCACGAGAAGUUCCCGCAAUCGUCGUACAUUUUGCAGAUAAAGGGCACCAACGGUUCUGACGAAAGGCCGACAAUCGUCCUUGGAGCACACAUCGACUCAAUGAACUUGGUGCUGCCCUCUUUCCUGCCCGCUCCGGGCGCAGACGACGACGGUUCUGGCGUGGUGACACUGCUGGAGACGCUGCGGAUCGUGACGGAGCACGGGCUCGCUUUUCCUAAUAACAUCGAGUUCCAUUUUUACGCGGCGGAAGAGGGCGGCAUGCUUGGUUCGCUGGAUAUUUUCAACGCGUAUUUUCUGCAGAAAAAAGUGGCUGCCAUGCUCCAGCAGGACAUGACGGGCUACGCUGCAAAGUCGCUCCGAAAAGGACACCCGGAGCACUUCGGACUCAUCACCGACUACACCUCGCCGUAUCUGAACGAGUUUCUACGACAGGUGAUUGAGACGUACUGCCAAAUCCCUGUUUUUGAGACCACGUGCGGUUACCCUUGUUCCGACCACUACAGCGCAUACAUGAACGGGUUCCCAGCCGGAAUGGUAGCAGAAGCCCAGCGUGAGUAUUGGAACCCGUACGUGCACACGACGGGCGACACGAUCGACAAGUUGAGCAUGCUACACAUAGCGGAGCACGUUAAGCUUUGUCUGGGCUACGUCUACGAACUGGGAGGGUAUUUAUUUGAGUGA